UUGAUGUACUGUUUUUCGGGGGAGGUUUUUCUCACUAAAAGUAUAUUAUAAAUCUUUCACGUCCAUUUUGUAAAAGAACAACAAACAAACAAACAAACAAACAAAUCAGCAAUGAAAUUGAAAGUCGGGAUAUUUUUUGGAGGCUUAUUUGGAGCUCUCGGAAUCUUGUUCUUUUUGGUUGCCUUUGGAACGGACUAUUGGCUUCUUGCUACAGAGGUUGGAAGAUGUUCGGAAGGCUUGAAUGACACCAGGGAAGAGAGAGUCACUUUCCACCAUGAGGGUUUUUUCUGGAGGUGCUGGUUUGAUGGGAAUGUCGAAGAGAAUGCCCACAGUAUGUUAAAGUUUUGGUACACGAACCAGUCGCCUACUAAAAACUGCACCCAUGCCUAUCUCUCUCCGUUUCCUUUCUUCCGAGAUGAGCACAAUUCAACUGCCUACAACUCGGCAAUUAUUUAUCGUGGCUUCUGGUCUGUUCUGAUGUUGCUGGGAGUGGUCACUGUGGUCGUGGCGAGCUUCUUCAUCAUCUGCGCUGCACCCUUCGGGAGUCACGUGCUGUACAAAGUAGGGGGAGGCUUUUUCAUCACUGCUGGUAUUGUCUUCACAUUGGUGGUAGUGCUUUACGUCAUCUGGGUCCAGGCAGUGGCUGAUCUUGAAAACUAUGUGAAUAUGAAGAAAACAGACUGUCCUGGCUUUUCUGUCUAUGUGCGUUAUGGCUGGUCUUUUAUACUGGCUCCAGUUGGAAUUUUUUUUACCAUGUUUUCAGGAAUGCUGUUCCUACUGGUAGGGCGUACAAUUUAUCUGCACUCCGAUUAAUCAGAUGUCGGCUGUUUGAAAUGUUGGAAUUAUGACGAGGUUUUGUUGAAAAGCUAUUUUUAUACAUUAUCCCUCUUAUAGCCGUGUGUUUGCUGGUGCUAUUCUAGAUCUGCUUAUGUAGCUAAUGCAAUCCCAUGCAUAUCUACUCAGAUGUAAGUCCUACUGAGUUCAGCGAAGCUUAUAUCCAGGUAUGUCCUUAUAGGAUUUGCGGUCUCAGUUAUAUAUCCUUGCCAUAAAGGAAUAGUGACAUAAAUAAGACUGUUCAAAUCCUUUCAGAUCUUGAUGAACUGCAUGCAGCACAUGAGAUAUUUUGCAACCACGUCUCUUGUGUUGAACGCACUGGGGGGACAGAUAAAAAUAUGAAAUGAUUCAUGUAAGAAUUUUGGCUUAGGGCCAGUUCAACCAUUAUCAUCUUAAUGAAGGAAUAUGCAAUGAAACCACACCUCCAGCUCAUAUAUAUUAGCCACAGAAGAAGGGAAUGAGCAGCACAGGCUGUAGAUCACCCUUCCAGUAGUCGCCUAGCAUUCACUUUGUGCCAAUGCGCCAUUCUUUCAGUAAGACCAGAACUCUUGUCCCUUGCCUGCCACAAAUCUAGCUUCUUCAAGUGACAGUGCUUGGCUCACCUUAACGAUGGCUACUUUCCUCCAUCCUCAGAGUCUCCUUCCAAGCGGAAGGUCUGUGUGCUUCGACAGGAAUCGUCAUGGUCGGUAAGUGAGGUGCCAAGUGUUAAAGCUGGCUAGGUUUGCGAUGAGCGCAGGAUCUGGUCGUGGCGAGGCAACGGGAAAGUGAAUGCUGUAACUCCCAUCUGCAAGCAACUGUGUUGCUUCCUGGAAGAGUGAAACCUAUUCCCAUCUCCCUGUGGAUAAUCUAAGCAAAACUAAACUCGGUCGUGUGUGUUCCCUCGUUAGGAAAGGAAAUGUGUGAAUUAGUCUUGGUUCUGCUUAUGCAGAACAAAGCAAGCGUCCACAGAAUCCCUUAAUCACCUGUUAUUUCUUAUUUCGGUAUUUGGCAUUAGCUUUAAUAUGAACAAAUAUUUCUGCUCUUAAAAAUAGAGUGCAGUUGCCCAUGUAUUGCUUUAGCCAAUGUGGCAGUAGUACAGAAGGCCAGGUCGCUGAAUUAGUGCUGUGAUGCUGUUAUGAAUAUGGAACUGUUUGUAUGCUUUCAUGUGGUCCAAGUCAUAAACAAUCAGUGUAAUGGAACUG
Lacerta agilis (Sand lizard) is the source of this 2015-nucleotide messenger RNA. RefSeq names its product transmembrane protein 182 (gene TMEM182). NCBI's taxonomy places the organism in Eukaryota, Metazoa, Chordata, Lepidosauria, Squamata, Lacertidae. The transcript is spliced from 5 exons. Gene Ontology annotation, cellular component: membrane. The record is from RefSeq and is a predicted model, not a curated record. The coding region runs from base 112 to 813 and encodes 233 amino acids.